Molecule: messenger RNA, 2693 nt
Organism: Menidia menidia (Atlantic silverside)
Lineage: Eukaryota; Metazoa; Chordata; Actinopteri; Atheriniformes; Atherinopsidae
Source: the annotation of a GenBank genome assembly
GGGGAGCAGCUUAGUCAGAGACACUAGUGACCGCUAGCUUCAUGUCAACUGUGCAGACAUCACUGAAGUAGCAGCGAAAAAAUCUUGCCGAGGGAAGGAGGAGAGGGAGAGGCAGAGGGAGAGUGAGGGGGCAGUCGGAAGGGAUACGGGCCGUCAGUCCCUCGCGAUUGAACCGCUUCGUUAUUCGUAACGAUUUCGAUUGAAGCCGUUUUAAGGACUUUCGCAAAAAAAAAAAAACAUCAGCUGGAAGGUUAGCUAGCCGCCGCCAUCUCCUCUCAGUCGGAGCGUCCGCCGUGUCUUCCACACCAUGGGGAAUGCUGCCACCGCCAAGAAGGGCAACGAGCUGGAAAGCGUAAAAGAGUUUCUAGCCAAAGCCAAAGAAGAUUUCUUACGGAAAUGGGAAUGCCCACCACAGAGCACGACGAGCCUAGAUGACUUUGACAGAUUAAAGACUCUGGGUACCGGCUCAUUUGGGAGAGUCAUGCUGGUGAAACACAAAGGGUCAGAGCAAUAUUUUGCUAUGAAGAUCCUGGACAAGCAGAAGGUGGUGAAACUCAAGCAAAUAGAACACACGCUAAAUGAAAAGAGGAUAUUACAAGCAGUGAGCUUCCCCUUUCUUGUCAAGCUUGAGUACGCAUUUAAGGAUAACUCCAAUUUGUACAUGGUAAUGGAGUACGUCCCAGGAGGAGAGAUGUUCUCACACUUGAGACGAAUCGGAAGGUUCAGUGAACCACACGCACGAUUUUAUGCGGCCCAGAUAGUGCUGACAUUUGAAUACCUACAUUCGCUAGAUCUCAUUUAUAGAGAUCUGAAACCCGAGAACCUUCUCAUUGACCACCACGGCUACAUUCAGGUGACAGACUUUGGAUUUGCCAAACGCGUAAAAGGCAGAACCUGGACAUUGUGUGGGACACCGGAGUAUCUGGCACCCGAAAUCAUUCUCAGCAAAGGCUAUAACAAAGCUGUGGACUGGUGGGCCCUCGGAGUCCUCAUCUACGAAAUGGCAGCUGGCUAUCCUCCUUUUUUUGCAGAUCAACCGAUUCAGAUCUAUGAAAAGAUUGUGUCUGGAAAGGUACGAUUCCCAUCCCACUUCAGCUCUGACCUGAAGGACUUGUUGAGAAACCUGCUGCAGGUGGAUCUGACUAAACGUUUUGGCAACCUGAAGAAUGGCGUUGAAGCUCCGUUCAUACCAAAGUGCAGAGGCCCCGGGGACACCAGCAACUUUGACGACUACGAGGAGGAGGAAAUCCGCGUCUCUUUAACGGAAAAAUGUGCGAAGGAGUUUGCUGAGUUCUAGGACGCAAGAACAUGGAUCUAUCAGGGAGAAUAAGGGGUUCUUUGCACUCUUUUAAAAGACUUGGGAUGGAGCAGAGACCAUCUUUUUCAGAUCCACUACAUAGUCCCUUCAUUCCACAAGGCUGAAGGAGGUCGCCGUGGUCCUUGGGUGCCGAUAACCUCUCACACUGUUGCAUACACCUGCGUAUUAAAGCAGACACAUCACUUUUUCUUCUUUUUUCAACAUUUUUCCUUUCUUUCUCUCUUUUUUUUUUUCAUUUUCACUGGAGACAGUUUUUAGUCUUGGGUGUUUUUGUCCCAAAUUAAAAUGUGAUCUUUUUUUGAUUUGUGAGCAGAAACUGAGAGUGGCCAAUAACAAUCCACGCACAAUGACGGACUUGUCUGUGGCUAACGCAUUUGAGUCGGUUGUACGUUUUCCCUCUCGUCAACAGCCGUGUCCACAUCACAUAUAGUUCCAAACAGCGACCAGAGGUUUAGAUUUAGUCUCAUGUGCAUAUCUGUCGGUUUAAGAUAUUUGAACACCAUGAGUGUUUAAAGCAUGACCAAAUAGAAAACUUUGGGUGACUCGAGAAGAAAGGUCCUUUCCUUUCUUUGCUUUUUGCCUUAGACAGACAAAUCCUUUGAACCCUUCCCCAACAAUAACAUCUGUCGACUGUCUUUUUGGUACUCUGACCCAGGCACAGAAAGCCAUUGCAGAAAAUGACAAAUCUUGCAUUAGUACAAUGCAUGUCCACUUGUUUCUUUGAUCCAUUUGGGUCUGUUAGUUACAUGUAAAAUUUGUCAUUUGCUAUCUUACUGUUUUAGGUUUUUUUUGUUUUGUUUUGUUGUUGUUAUCAUCAUGUUUUAACAUUUUAAUCAUUUUGUCCCUAGAUUUCAGGUCCGCUUUGGAACCUUUGUUAGAAGUCUGUGGAACAAUGUGACUUAAGUAAAAUUGAAAAGAGUGAGUUGAAAUUUUCAGAUUUUUUUUAUAGCGUGUUUUGUAAAAUUGAAAAAGGUCAGUGUGAAGAGUGUUUAACAUUAAACCUUAAAAGGAAUCAGAAUUUAUCAUGUAUUAAAUGAAAGAUGUUUUAAAAUCUUAAAGAGAUGGGACAGCAAAACAACUUAUCUAACACAUUCUUUUUGUUAUCAUCCCCUGACAAUUUUUUUUUUUUUGUUUCAUUCUUGUCAAAGAAUGUAGAUUUGCGACUUCUAGGUAUGCAUAUUUGAAAGCUUGAUUUCAAAGUACAUUUUUCCUCACAAUACACUGGCUAAACUAAAGACUGCUCCUUUGUAUCACAUGUAAUCCUGUUAUUGUUAAGCUCAUGACAUUAUACGUAUAUGCAUUGUUUCAUAUAUGUUUUUAUUUAUACACAUUAGAGAUGCUAAUAAAUUUUAUUUUUAAAAGUGUGCAAGUUUGA